UUUUCUUUUUGAAGAGAAAUUAAUCUUUGGCAAAAUGCAAGUGUUUCACACUUCUCAUUCCCAUGUAUAUUAUUCACAUAGAGCGGCGAAUAGAUUGCAUGCUCCCAUAAAUAUCCGCGGUGCAAUGCAUCCGUAUUGCGCCGUAGACAAUAACUGCAAAUGUCAGUCUCACCAUUAGCAUUGAUCACGCUCAAUCGCAGCGGGGUAACCGUACCACCUUCAAUCGCUCGUUGUAGGUACGAAUUUUCAGAACGUGAUACAGAGGAUAAAGUCGUACGACCGCGCAACACUUUGUGAAACAUUUACAAACGCGUAGCAGCAACUUAACCAGAAAAGAUCACAUUUAAAAGUUGAUUUUCCGACUUCUUUUAUGGACUUACUGUGUUUGAUCUCUACUAAUCUGCAACAUAUUUAAAGUGCCUCUUUAACUUGCUAUCAAUGCACCUUAAUAAAGCGACACAAAAUGACAAAAAACAUUUCUUUUGAAAAGCAUUUUUUUGCACGGAUGUGCUCUCAUGAUAUUUCGUAAUUGUUGUAAACCAGAAACUGUGAUAUUCACAAGGAAUUAGAGUACGUCUAGAGAAUUUGAGUUCACGUCUCUUUCAAUGUACUCGUUAAAGGUCGACUACGCGAUUUCGGUUGACUUUAUCGAUAAUAUAUCGCAUUGAGAAGCGCAUUAAUUCCUGAGAGCGCGGCUCUUUCCCAACCAAUUCUCGGCAAACGUGCGUCGAUUUACCUUGCACAAUACAUAAAUUGCAACCUAGAACUUCAUCAUAUUACGACUUGCUGCAUAGCGGUAAACAUUAUAUCGGGUAAACAUUAUAUCGUGUUUCAAAUAUACUCAUAAAAUAAUUUUUCUUUCCGUUAAAACAUAACUAACGCGAGGCACGCGAGGGGAAAUUAAUUUCAGUCGAAAGAUCAAACUCGAAAAGAUUAUAAAAGAAUUUUCAGUUCUUAAUCUCAUUGCGCCAAGCAACUUCACAUGACUUCAACUUUUGUUGCGAUUUAUAUUGAAUAUAACGAUUAAAUUUUAUUUAUUAUUGAAAUGUGUGUGUGAAAUAUGUGAGUCGUCACAAAUUGCAUAUGAAAUAUUAUUUGCAUUUUGUGGUAUAUGGCACGUAUUAGUAUGUUUAUGAUUAUACAUAAUGCCUGUACUGUAGUCUUAUGGACGCAUAUGCACACUCUCAUAAUGAGCGCAGUUAGAAUUAGCAUUGAUUAAUAUAUAAUUUAUUUCGACGUUGGCUGAAACUCUCCGCAUAAUUAUGUAUAACAUUGCUGAAUAUGUAAGAUUAUACACAUUAUAUUUGCAGAUGGUACUCUGGAAAGAAUCUACUUUGAAAUCUACAAUUAAAUAAUCACAUUAUUUGAAUUGCUCGUGACCGUAAUAUUACGUUUAUUUUUUUAAAUUAAGCCCGUACAACUAAAAAGUGAAAUUAGCUAUUCUAUCUAGUUCUAAGAUUUUUAAGUUAUACUCAAAUCUCUGAAUUAGUUCCGUCGAUCUAGUUACGCAAAAAUAAUUUUUACUUAAGUGGCACUAACCAAAAUAUUAAGUUGCUUAAAUACAAAAAAAAUUGACAAAAUUUUUGUCAGAGUAGGUAUAUGCAUGACACAUGUAUCUAAAAUUAAUUCCUCUUACAUUUUAACAUGUCUUUGGAUUUCUAUUAGUGAUCUUUAAUACAUUUAUUCUGCUAUACUUGUAUGUAAUUUUUUAUUUACCCUAUAUGUACUAUAAGAAAUUUUUAACGAAAUUACAGAACUCCCUCUAUAAUUCGUAAUCUCCGGGGUUAAGGCUCGAUUACCCUUUUACUGAAUGGCUCAAUCGCGCGAUUGACCUAUCCUGCUACGUGGUCACGCAAUUGAGAUUUGAUCUCAAUCUAAGCAAAUUCUUUAAAAAAGUUUAUUACUUUCAAUUCGAUAAAAACAAAAUUAGUAAUUUGUUUUUUGAAAAUUAGUUUUCUUUCAUAAAACAAUUAAAAUAAUUUUUAUAAUUUGUUACACAAAAUGCAACAUGUAUUUAUAUGUUUUAUUGCAUUAUACAAUCCAAAUAAGUUCAAUAAAAUCGUAACUGUAUGUAAGUAACAUAUCGAACAUAUUUGUAUUUGUAUUUUUAAUUACAAAAAAAUUGCUUGAAUUUAUCUUAUGACGAUCUAUGAAUUUUUUUAAAGCAGUAUAAAACGAAGGGCUUCAAACAAUUUGUUUAUUAAAAUAUGUGAUACGUGAUAUCUCUCGAAAACUAACUUUCAUCACUAUUUUUCUUCCACGCAUAGGGAUGAAAAUCGGCAGACGGCAAACUUUACGCAAGAGAGAAAUAUUUUUUGAAAUCCUGUGCACCGAAUAAACUUAUUUUAACUUUUUCCCAGGAUUUCGUCCGUGGAAGUCAUUCGAUGAGCCAAAAGUGGGUGUGUUAAACACUGAUCUUACACAAUGCACGAGAUUCCACGAUACAAAGAACGAUUUGAAAGGAUAAACUAUCGUAUGGGUAACAGUUGCACAUACAAGUGAUCAACACGUGCAGUUAUGGUAAAAAAUAUGAAAACUUACUAAGAUUACAUAUUUGUUUAUACAUUUGUUAUCUACUUUUUUGCAUAUUAAAAAGGAGAAAGAUUUUUUUUAAUAUGAAAGUCACACUGCAGAAGAAAAACAUGGCAGAUUUGUAUCUCAACGGUGUAUAGGUACAUUUUUAAAAUAAAACAUUAAAAUGAAGAGAUAUGAUGUUGCUUUUGUAAAAGUAAAGAAAUAUUUUUAAGAAUAAAUUUGUAUGGACUUCAAAAAAGACAAUAGAAAAAAAUUAAUUGGACUUGCACUUCAAACUAAAAUAUUACUUAAAACGAAAGAAAUGUUAGAUGCUGUUUCAGAUUGUUUAAAUUUCAAGAAAUCUCUGUAUGUGUGUGCGUGUGUGUGUGUAUAAUUUAAAAAAUUUACAUAUGUAAAACAAUUUAAAAAAUAUUCUUGUCGUAGGCAAAAGAGAGAGCUGAAAAAUCUGAUAUGCAUAUUUCAUAAAUUCUAAAUCUUGAAAUAUUGCAAGAUAAUUGAACGGUGCUUUCACGAUUGCGUUUAACGCUAGUCAGCAAAUCUAGUACGUUCAGAUCAGACAAAGGAGGUGGUUUCGGAAAUUUCUAAGCCGAUAGUUAAGCGAAGGUCAUGUAAGGGGUCCAUGUCCAAAGGUGGGUGGGUGUGUCGGAUGGUGACCUUCUUACACAAUGAACGAGAGGCUAACAUCGUCAACGGAUAUGAUUUGAUGAAGGGAUCAGCAGGGGCGCGGUUGGAGAUCCUAGAAGACGUAUAUAAAGUCCGCCGAAGUCGGCCGCAGGCACAUUCAAGCAAUCGCCGGUCGGCACGAUGAAGACCCUCUUCGUUUCGUUUGCCUUGUGCGCCAUUGUUGCUGCGGCACCUCGUGAGCGACGAGAAGCCAUCUUGGGCGGUCAUGGAUAUUACGGUGCUGGCCAUGGAGCUUACGGUGCUCACGGAGGUUACGGAGGUUACGGGGGUGUAGGCUAUGGCGGACAUGGAGUGGCUGUGACUGGACCAUUCCUUGGAGCGGCGAGUGUCGUAGGUCCACACGUAGGUGCCACCGCUGUUUCCGCUCCAGCGAUAGGUCCUGCUCGUUUGUCUGGAUCGAUCGCUGGUCCUGCUCACGUGUCGGGCGCCGUUGCUGGGCCAGCUGUUGUAACCGCGUCGGUCGCUGGUCCAGCGCACGUGGAAGGCUACGGUGGUCCGUAUGAUGGUGCCUAUGAUGGCUACAAUGGCUAUGCCGGUGGUUAUGGCGGUAAUUAUGUAGGAGGAUACGGAUACGCGGCUGGUCCUGCUUACGGUCAUGCAGGAUACGCCGGCGGCCACGGAGGGCACGGAGUAGUUGUUGCCGGACCGGCCACCCACGGCGCGGUUCUGGCUGGACCUCAUUCCGGAAGCGCGGCUGUUUCUGGACCGCAUGCCGGUUCGGUGGUGAUCGCCGGUCCCUCCGGAAAGAUCACGGCCCACGGAAGCGGUUAUGGCGCCGCCAUUCAUGCCGGCCACGGCCACGGUCACUGGUAACGCGCUUACAACUAUCUGCGAGACGCCAAAAAAAAAAAAAAAAGAAAAAAUCUCUCUCUGAAUCGUCGACGGGUCGAAAGUAUUUUCCUUCCCCCCUUCCUCCUCCCCGCGAGUUUUCAAGAGAAAGAUUGCAGUAUUAUGGAGAUAUAAAAUUGCUAUAACACGACGGCGCUCUUCGCGCUUGGUGCUUUCAAUGCUUUGAUGGCGCGCGUAUGGAUACUUACCUCUCUUUUCUGUACGAAUGGAAUAAAUUCACUCUUCUUUAUAAAAGAAGAUAUUUGUGUAACAUAAAAAAAUAACUCAGAAAGCAUUAUUUAUGUAUGUAUAUUUGUAAUGUACCGCCUGGUGUAUCUCAUCAAUUUUGAUCUCUCACAUUUGUCAAAUUCACACGUAUCUUACUGUACAUGACGUUUUGCUUUUGUAUUAUAUAUCCUUGAAUCUAACAAACUUUAUAAAUGCGAUUAUUCACAGAUUAAACCGGUACAAUUAUAAAAGGCAUUGCUUUAAUUAAUUUCUCUGAAAUUCACCAAUGAAAAGUCAUGCAGAAGUCUAUGUUAAGCUUAGGCAAUUAUCCCACGAGAAUUACCGUAGCUAUCUGAUUAACUAAUCCAACCUUCUCUUCUAUCAGCAAAGCACAAAUUAUCUCUGAUGCAAGCAACGGAUGAUACGGCACGAUUAUAUCUGACAAAUUAGUCUUGAAUAAUCGUUUGCCAUUUGAGCAAACCAUGACCAUUUUACACGCGAAAAUAUAAGGUAAUGCUUUGUAAAUUAACAUUGUCAAACAUACACAUUUAUAUUUUAUAUAUAAUAAAUUAAAAUAUAAUUUAUUAAUUGCAUUAACAAGUAGGAUCGCGCGCAGAAUUUUUAAUAUUUGAUUUUGCUACUAAUUCAGUUUUAGCAUGUUCUAAUUUACCUUAGCAAUAACAAAUAAGCUUUCUAGUUCGUUUAAUUAAUUGGAAUCUGGGUAGAAAUUCAGCUUUGCUGUUUUUUGCUAACAGUUUAUGUUACUUUUUCGUCCAACGUUAUUCAUUUAAUCUGAAAUUCUUCGUCACGCUACCCUCUCUGCACUUGCCACUUCGUUAUCCAGCCUGUUUCGUCAUGAUUUUCGAGAGCGCAAAAUAUGGAAGUAGCGACAUACAGCAGCCGUUCAUUACGCUGAUUAGAAUGGUUGCACGUUUCGUACCGUUCAACUAGAUCGUUAUAUCGACGGCGUCAAUUCAUAUCGCUCGGUAAUAGAUCACUCGUGGUGCCCGUCGAGCACGAUCGCUAAACGCAAAGAGCGCGCAGUUGAUGAAAAUGACACAGAUCCGGCAUAAACGCGUGCUUUAAUGCAACGCGUAAUGAUCGUUACCGUAAAGGGUAAGGUCAUCGCGAGCGUGACUCGACAAGCGGACCUGUGGUCUGUCACUCAUAAGCUGAACAUGAAAAGUCAUGGCCAAAGGAAAACUACAUGAAGCGAUGGUAUGUAAAACAUUGAUAUAAAUUCGAUUAUAAUAUUCUAUUACAUACCGGAGAUAAUUUCAUUAGUAUCGAUAAUUCAGUAUUUAUUUAACGGUAUUAUAUUGAUUUACGAUAUAUUAUACAUUGAGAUUAUACAUUAUGUAUUUUAAUAUAUAUUACAACAACCCAUUUGAAUCUAUAUCAAUGUUAAAAUAAUUCCAGCGAUUAUUGGCGAUUGGUGAUUGCGUAUUAGAAGAAAAUAAAUAAUUUCAACGUGGCCCGUCCAUAAUUUUUUGGGGUGCGCUAGCGAAUAAAAGCCGCGUAAUGAAUCACGAACGAAAGUAUUACCAAGAAGAAGAUACCCGACAUAAAUUUAAGUAUUGGCGCGUCUAGCGAGCAAUUUAUACAGGAUUUGCACAAAUCCGAGUAUGAAACGCGAUUUACGGUACCUAUUACGCGCGCGUAAUUUAUCGUGCGAUUUACAAUCGCCGGAUCGUCACGUGGAUAUUUAAUCUCGGAUUUGCGUGUGUCCCCGCCUUUGUCCUCCCUCUUUUUCCCCACAACAAAUUGCUAUCGGAAAAUGAUAUACCCCGUGCUUUGUUCGCGCGCGACGCGACCACUCACGGAUGGAAUAUCGAGCGACGCUCGAGCGUGUGGCCUUCGCCUUAUGGGAAGAUCGUGGCCCGAGAGAGAGAAAGAGCCGCGUCCCUCGGCUGAGAUAGCGGCGACGCCGGGGGUAUUACGUAAUCCCGCGCGUUUCAUCAUCGCGAUGGUAGCUGCAUUGUGAGAAUGCACCGAACCCUCGCAAAUUCCGAAAGGUCACCCACUUGUGAUCGGCCGCCCAACGCCUGCGAGCGAACAGAGUAAGAAGAAAUGGGUCAUCAGCGAGCAACAGGCCGCCGAGGAGGGCCGGCCGCUAUCUGCGAUUUCACGACGACGGACACGCGAAUAAAGCGCACUGUGCAAGGACGUUAAUUGCUAUGCGUCGACAAUGGUGGGCGAUAAUCGAUCGUGAAUUGGCAGGCGUCCGUAACGAUCGCAGGCGGCACAAGUUGACGGGCGAUUGCAACCGUGGGAAGAUAUUGUUCCAAUUAGCGCUUGAGGGUCUCUAAGAUUUACUUAACGACGUUAUGCAGCAAGCAAAAUUGUAUUAUUAAAGAAUGAUAAAAAUAUAUAUAAUUCUCA
Molecule: messenger RNA, 6657 nt
Organism: Monomorium pharaonis (pharaoh ant)
Lineage: Eukaryota; Metazoa; Arthropoda; Insecta; Hymenoptera; Formicidae
Product: shematrin-like protein 2
Exons: 3
Coding region: 3340-4032 (230 amino acids)
Source: RefSeq, a predicted model, not a curated record